Molecule: messenger RNA, 2278 nt
Organism: Amphibalanus amphitrite
Lineage: Eukaryota; Metazoa; Arthropoda; Thecostraca; Balanomorpha; Balanidae
Product: transport and Golgi organization protein 11-like
Exons: 2
Coding region: 218-913 (231 amino acids)
Source: RefSeq, a predicted model, not a curated record
AGAAGAAAACACACUUUAUGCCUCAUUCUGACGAAACAAAUACGAAAGCGGUGCAUCAUUGUUGUUGUGUGUAUUUUUGUAUUGUGUCGGUCGAUGAAAGAGAUCAAGAUCAAGAUAUACCGAUAGAAACUUGUUGAAAACAUCAAGCAGGUAGUCAAUAAAUCUCCCAAGGAUACCUUGAAGAAUUCGCACACCAUAACGCAACUGCACGAAAUUAAUGCCAGUGACAGCAUCAGAGGCGGCCAUGUCUGACGCCGGCGGCCGAGAGCGGCCCCUGUCGGCCGCUUUCGAAGAAGACGCCGCGUUCGCCGCCGAAAUCUCUGCCGCCAUGCGCGUGCCAAAGCGCAUCCACGUCACGGGCGAGGGUGACGACGACUUCACCUCCGGCGCACGAAACGGCGGCACGAACGGCUCGUCGGCGUCGGCGCUGGGCGCGCGCAUGAUGACCGUGCCCGACCGGAUCGUCGUUCUCGGCGGGGAGCGUCACGGUGCCGGCGGCGGUCCUCCGCGCGAGCUGGUCCUGGAGCGUGCCUCCCAGCCGCCGGCCGGCCGAGACUGGGCCGUGGAGUCUCCGCCGCGUGUGCUGCGAGUCGACGAACAUCUGCGACCUCCCGAAGAGCCUCCGACUCCAGUGGGAGACGAUGAAGGAACCCCCGAGCGGCGCGGCUUCGGCCGCGGUGCCGGAGAUCGUAGUGUGGUUCUCCGUGAUCAGUUCUCUCCGCCCGCCCCGCCUGGUUUUCUGAGCGCCUCGGAAGAGCUGGAGCUACUCCGACGUCAGCUCCUGAAGGUGAACCGGCGUCUGAUGCAGAUUGAGGUAGAGAACCAGCGACGCCGCUCACGGGAGGUGAUGUUGUAUACGGCCGGGGCUGCCUACUUCCUCAUCAAGGUGAUGCUCUGGAUGGGAAGGAUGUGACGUGAAGGACGUUAGACGGUGACGUGGUUGACGGUGAGGAUAUGUGAAGAGGCUGGACGGGCUGUUGUUUCAGUGGGGUACUGAAUGAGAGCGUAUCGAAAUGGGUCUGAGUGAACGGCAGGGAGUGCCUGGUUGGGCGAACUUUGCCUGUCGAAGCGGUGAGAGCAGUGUGUUGAGUGUGGUCAUUACAGGCGUGGUAUGAGUAUGAUGAUUCUCAGAGGGGCGUAAGACUAGAUGCAAAGAACCGUUCGCUGGUGAAUCAAGCCUAGGCUCGAGGCGGCUGAUUGACGAGGACAUUCAUUUUGGAGUGUUGACGCUUGCUGAGACGGGAUUGGUUCAGCCAUCUGGUAUAGUCCACUGACCACUCUACGAGAUGACCACUGACCAAUAACCAUGGGAGACUAUCCGCUACCAGCACGGCUUCAACGAAACCCUGGGGCCGGUUUCAGUACCGUGUCUGCCUGCUCGCCUCCUUCCGACAACCGCUGUACUGGCGCCUGACCGGACCCGUGACAGGUAGCGGCCGCUGAGACUGCUGGCAUGUCUUUGAACUUAACAGGAGCCGCUCCGCUGUGUUCGGUGCGCGCGUGGGUGCUUGGAAGUCACAAGAUAACGCGUGUUGGUGUGUGUGUCUUGAUGUCAGAGAGGGCUAUUAACUGGGUUGAGUUUAGUCCGGCGUUGGCAUUUUUGACGCCGUAGUGAUAUUUUGGGGGUUGUUGGUGAUCAAUGAGGCCAUUUACCUCGUAAGUCGUAAGUGUACAGUUUGUGAAGAACUACCGAGAGGAAAAGUGAGGCUUGUUAAAAAGGACUCAGAUGAAAUGUUUGGCCGUGUGGCGGUACAUGGCUAGAUACGCGACCACGCGGUGGUUGCCAGGAAGGGACGUGGGGGCGCCGUCAAUCUUUCAUUUUUAGUGUCAGUCAGGGCAUUGAGGAGUGGCAACAACGAGUAUGUAAUUGAUUCAAUUUCGAGGUGGCGAACCUGAGAAGCAUCAUGAUGAGGCUCAUUUAAACGACAGAGAAGCGUGCAAUGUUUCAGUGAUUCUCCGCUCAUAAGGCUCGUUUGGUGCGGAGAAGUUUUCACAUCUCAUUCACACUGGUGUGGCGUUUUUUCUUCUUUUAUUUAGCCAAACAUGCCGCUCUCUGAUAGAGGAUUCAGUUACGACUUCGCACAUAGGUACUUAUUGUUUCGUCGCUGCUUUGUAACCUGUGAGCUGUUGGUAACGGUCCCUCCGCCGCGUUUUGUGUGGUCUCCUCCAGUGGCGGACAUAUGAUGCACUUUGUUUUGAUUGAAUGAGCGCAGUGAUGCGAAUGUGUGCCCGUAUAAUGUCGUACCGUAUACUGAAUACAUGUAACGAGGCUAUCGAA